CUACACAUAAUUUCAUUUUUUUAAAAACUACACGUAGCACAAUAAAAUACUCCAUAACAUAUAGAAAUUUUGGUCUUUAUCUUCAAUUCAGAAAAAGGCAAACAUAACCGAUAGGACCCCCAUUUUCUGCUAAAGGAGCUUCCCCUAAUCUCUUCAACAUUGCCACAUUACAUUAUUUUCCACUAUAUGUAACCAAAAAUCCUAAGACCUAGAUUGAAUACAAAGAGAGUAUUGAUGGAAGCUUGUGAGGAAGAAAAUGGCAAAAAGAUACCAAAGUUGCCAUUAUUCAUGAGCCCUCCACCAAUGCAUUAUUCACCAGAGAGAUCAGGAACAAAAACUCCACCACUUCAUAUCACAGCGUCAAUACCAUUUGGUUGGGAAGAAGAGCCAGGAAAACCAAGACCAUGUACUGAUCUUGUAACAUUCUCAAAUCCAACACUAGUCAAGUGUUUGGAACUUCCUCCAAGGUUGUUCAUUGAUACAAAAGUUCCAUCACCUACAACAGUUUUGGAUGGACCCUACAAAAAAGAGUGUUGUGAUUCCUUUGGUUAUGAAAGUGGGAAACUUGGGAGUUUGAUUCUUAAGGAAGAAAUUAGGGUAAAGAAAAAAGGGUGUUUUGGUAAUUGGAGGAAAAAAGAUGUUAAGGUUAAAAAACAUGUUUUUUUAUCAUCUUCUGUUGAUAAGGAUAAUGAUAAUGUGGUUGUUGGUGGCAUUAUAGGUAGUGACAAGAAUGUGAAGAUGAGGAAGAAGAUAAAACAUUAUGGUAGCUUUGAUAAUCCAUUUCAUGUCAAGUCUCUUGUUUGGACAAAGAUGUGUGAAGGAUGGAAGCGUGUGGUUCCAUGGAAGAGUGAAAAAGUGAACAAGUAUCAGUGUUGGUGGUUUUAGGAGCUAUAGUAUUUUAGACUGUCAGGUCAAAAUCAAUUAUGUGCAUGAUGACCACUACAUAUGUACCAUGUUUUGCCUAAUUUGUCCUUUACAUAUCUUCACCAAAUCAAAUGUCACAGGUCUCAUUCAAGGUCUAUUUCUUCUUCUGUUGCUACACCACUGUCUGUGACACUUUGCAUUGAAAGCUGCUCAAACCUUGUUUAAUUCUAACCAUAUUAAUCUUUUAUUUUAA
This is a messenger RNA of Medicago truncatula (barrel medic), 1117 nucleotides long. RefSeq lists its product as uncharacterized. The record is from RefSeq and is a predicted model, not a curated record. NCBI's taxonomy places the organism in Eukaryota, Viridiplantae, Streptophyta, Magnoliopsida, Fabales, Fabaceae. The transcript is spliced from 2 exons. The coding region runs from base 235 to 885 and encodes 216 amino acids.